Molecule: messenger RNA, 843 nt
Organism: Thecamonas trahens ATCC 50062
Lineage: Eukaryota; Apusomonadida; Apusomonadidae
Exons: 2
Coding region: 1-843 (280 amino acids)
Source: RefSeq, a predicted model, not a curated record
AUGGCUGACCCGGACCCCACUUAUUGGUAUGCAGAGCUGGAGAUUCUGGGCGCAGGGCGAGAUGUGCACAAGCUGGCAGCGUCGCUGGCUGCACCCGAUGUAGUGAGCCAUGGACUGUACAACCCAGAGGUCGAGGCAGGUGCGGACGGCGAGCUGGAGCAGAUGGCUGGGAUGAAGGCUGUCGAGCUGGCCAUUCUGCGGGCCGAAGCGUGCUUGGCGGAGAAGAACUGGCUUGAGGCGCUGCUGGUGCUCAUGCCGAUGGUGCUCAACGAGAGCUUUCUGAUCAAGGCCGGCCGGCUGCUCCAGACGUCGCUGCUGACGCUGGCGGCGCGGGCGGCGCUCGGCCUGGGCGAUGUCGACUCGGCAGAGACGUAUCUGGCGGCGGUCAAGUACAAGAAGCGCCCGCCCAAGAUUGUAGUUGAGCUGAUGGCAAAGGUUGUCUGGGCGCGGCUCGAGGCGACUGACGCCGACGCGGUUGUGGCGCCGGAGCCGUCGGCGAUCAAGCUCGUCCGUGAGCUGCGUGUCGAGGCCUCUGCGCCGCGGCGCGAUCCGACCGUCUGGCUGCGGAUGGCGCGGCUUGCGGCAUCGCCGUAUCUUGCAUGGUGGGGCCUGGCACGCGGCGCGGCGACCGAGGCUGCAGGCGUGCUCGUCCACGGCUCGCGACACCUUCCAGAGGGCUCGAUGGCGGUGACGGGCCUGCACGCGCUGGCUGCCGAGGCCGAAGCACUGCUGGAAGCGAUUCCCACGGAUGCGCCCGAGGCACCUUGCAAGGUAAGCGACAAGUGGGGCCCGCUCAACGAGAUCCCGGAGCCGUGGCGCCGGUGGUCGCGCGAUCGGCAGUAG